AUGGAGAGAAAGAGCCUGAGGAGAGACCACAGGGAGGCAGAGGACCGGAGGAAGAAUCCAAACUUAAACUCGAACCAUGGCGGAUUUUUCGGGCACCUGGAAGAUGAAGAGCAGCGAGAACUUCGACGAGCUGCUGAAAGCUAUGGGGAGGAGAAAGAGAGGGAGGAGGGAGGGAUGGAGGGAUGGAGGGAUGGAGGGAUGGACAGAUGGAGAGAAAGAGCCUGA
Messenger RNA from Menidia menidia (Atlantic silverside), 225 nucleotides. NCBI's taxonomy places the organism in Eukaryota, Metazoa, Chordata, Actinopteri, Atheriniformes, Atherinopsidae. The record is from the annotation of a GenBank genome assembly.